AUGGCAGGAGAACCCGUGAAGCGUGGCUUCGCAGGGGCCACCCUGGACUACGUGGGAGCACGCUAUGUAAAUGCAGGUCCAGAAAAAUGCAGCUACACAACACAAGCCGUCCAGAUCCCCAUGUCAGAUGGAAUGAAACUCGCAGCCGACUUUUACGAACCAGAACUACCGGAGGGUCAAAAGCCACUCGGCUUGAUCAUGGUCCAAUGUUGCUAUGGCCGAGGCGCAGGAAUUUCCUUCCUGAAUGCUCGCGUCUUUGUCGCUCGUGGCUACCAGGCUCUUUUCGUCAGUACUCGGGGUACCCACGGCUCGGAGGGUACCUUUAGUCCUGGAAUCAACGAGGCGAACGAUAGCCAGGAUAUUGUUAAGUGGAUGCGUCAGCAAACCUGGUAUCCGGGUACUUUUGCGACUAUGGGAGCGUCGUAUCUGGGAUACAGUCAGUGGGCGAUGUUGCGCGAUCCGCCUGCAGACUGUGUCGCUGCUGUCAUUCCCGUUGGGCCUCAUGAUCAGGCGCUGCAUGCUUGGGAGACUGGAUCAUUUCGUCUGGAUCGGGCUGCUUGGAGUGACACUAUGGCUUCUCGAGAGGAGGAGCGUGGAAGCUUUCUCGAGACGUUGUCGAAGUUACCUGGCCUAAGUUUCUUGUCGUCCUCCGGGCUGGAGAACGCCGUGGCCGGCUUGCCGCUGGAGGCUAGUCUGCAGGAUUAUUUCAAGGAUAGGGCUCCCUGGCUCUUUGAGUAUUUGGCUCACCCGGAUGUUGAUGAUCCCUACUGGAGUACGAGACGGCAGCAGGCUGCUCUUGAGAGGGCCAAUAUUCCUAUCUUGUUGGUCAGUGGCUGGUAUGACCCAUUCGAGAUGCAGACGAUGCAGCAAUAUAAACGUCUGUUUGAAAGGGGUGUAGAUGUCAGCCUUGUUGUCGGUCCUUGGAACCAUAUCUAUGGAUGCGGUCUGCAUUCCAUACCCGAGAUUAUGGACUUCUUUGCGCAGCAUCUAGCCAAGGCUGGAGAAUAUGGUCGGUCCCGCGCUCGCAUCUUCGUCACUGGUGCUGAAGAGUGGCGCUCGAUGCCCACCUGGCCUCCCAAUACCGAGUCGAAAACAUUUUAUCUACAAGAUGCAACCAGUCUCGACUCGGAGCUACCUGCACAGGAUGUAACUCCGGCUUCCUUUGUCUUCGAUCCUCGGAACCCUACCCCCAGCAUCGGUGGCAGUCAGCUGUUAGCUGGCGGACGAGUCGACGACAGCAUCUACGGUACUAGAUCGGAUGUCCUAGCUUUCACUAGCCAACCUCUUUCAGCAGACCUGGAAGUACUCGGUGCUCCAUCCGUCCAGCUCUCGCAUUCAAGUGAUCCGGCCUUUGCAGAUCUCUUCUUACGACUGAGUGAAGUGGACAGCAAGGGCGUUUCCCACAACAUCAGCGAGGUGUAUCAAGCGCUUGACCCGACGCGCGAUAUGUCUCAGUCCCUAAAGCUGGAUCUAGCGGACUGUGCUCAUCGAUUCAAAGUCGGAACACGCGUUCGACUAGUCAUUGCUGGUGGAUCGUUCCCCAUGUAUGCGCGAAGCUUGGGAACCGAAGAGAAUCGUGUGCGAAGCGACAAGAUCGUUCCUCAAACACAUACCAUCACAAUCGCUGCUGGUGUAUCCCAGCUCAUUCUUCCUGUCUCUUCAAAGGUCAUUCCUGUUUGA
Molecule: messenger RNA, 1680 nt
Organism: Penicillium odoratum
Lineage: Eukaryota; Fungi; Ascomycota; Eurotiomycetes; Eurotiales; Aspergillaceae
Product: CocE/NonD family hydrolase
Exons: 1
Coding region: 1-1680 (559 amino acids)
Molecular function (GO): dipeptidyl-peptidase activity
Source: RefSeq, a predicted model, not a curated record